AUUAGGACCCUCCUAUUAGUCUGUCAUUUUAAUGCUUGUAGGUGAGAGAGGUUUUAAAAAAUAACAGAGUUCAAAACAGUACAGCGUAGUACAAAUAUUUGGCUUAAAUUGUGAAAGUGAUAUGAAGACACUGGGCCUUUUUUUGUAUGUUUACCACAAACCCACCCACAUCCUUUGCAUUAGUAUGGACAGUGACACAAAAGUCUUUUUUGGUAUAUUUGGAGGGAACAGGAGAUUUGGCAGCUCAUAAUUAUUCAUUGCAAUGUUUUGUAGCAGAAGUGAAAAAACGAUCCGUUCCCUGUUCCAGCCUUUCUCAUUUAAAGGAAGAAAUAGGUAGACAUAUUAAUGUCUUUUCCUCCCCAACAUUCAAAGGGCAUGUGUGUCCUGCUGUUAUAUUUAGACCUGAAAAGAAAUCAUGGAUUGCUCCUUCUUCUUCAGUCAGCGUGACUGGUUGGGCAAUUUAAAAAUCAAAAAGUUUAACUGAGUUUAUAUCUCUAGACUCCUAUCUGUAAGUGACUAACAAAAAUCCCCAGCAGUGACUAGUAAAGCUGAACAGACUUCACAUUUCCUUUAUUAAGCUGUGAGUUGAAGACCCCCCUCAGGGAGCCCUAGUAUAGCAUUUCAUUUCAUAUAGUAUUGCCUUCUUGAUCAGGGCAAGGAAGAUAGAACAGAGGAAACACAGUCAUAAUCUCUAAAGGAAGCAGGUUACGUUAUAGGAUGGUUUACAAUAAAAGAAACCUUAUCUGAAUUGAACAUUUUGUGCUAUGAUAUUUCCCUGUCCAUCUUCUCUGCUGUUAUACCAAUCAACUACGUGAGAAUGGAUGUGCCAGCCAGCCAGCCUGGUGUCUAUGGUACCUGUCUUGGCUUUGCACCGUUUCUGCUGGAGAGACAAAUUUUGACAGCUUUAAUCUUGCUCUUCAGCCUGCUGUCUCUCGCCACAAUCAGGUCUACUGUUAUUGCCAAGGAGUCACAGAAUAUGUGUGAAGAAAUACAGAUACUUCAAGGAGUCCAAGAUGCAACAGCAGUCAUAGGAAGGAUAUUCUCUUAUCCCAUAUCACCAUUUGCCUUUCAAGGGAAAAUAACCCACUAUGAGGUUACUCUGGCUAAUGGUUCAACUUUGCCAAAAUGGUUGGAAUAUAACCCUAAGACUAAGACACUUCAAGGGCUGCCACUGCUGGAGGAGAGUGGAGAAUAUCCUCUUGCUAUAUUUGCAUAUGGUGAUACAUGUAUCCAGAAAACACCAACAGCUAGCACAAAAUUUGCACUUCAUGUUCAAGACAGCAUUCUUGCCCAUGACAAAACAGCAGACCCAAACCAAAAGCAUAACAGUGUCUGUUCUGGAGCACUGUGUGUUAGGGACAUUUCUGUCACCUUUGCUGAAAUUAUAAUCCAUGCACCUGGCUCUUUAGAAGCUCAGGAGCGAUUAUAUCUCAUUUGCACUAUGGCAGAAUAUCUCCGUUUGGAUCCUUCCACACUGACUCUGACCCCCUUCAGCAACCACUUUAGAAAUUUAACAGUAUUAGCUGAAGACAUUAGAUAUGUCAACACUACGAGACAAUAUUAUGUGGGACUCUACUGGCCAGUUGGAUUUGGAGUGUUUGCUAUGCUGUAUGAAUUAGUACAAGUUCUCCAACAUAAUGUAGAGUCAAACAGCCUCUCACAAUUGCUGGGAUAUGAAAUUUCUGGUUGGAGGGUACUUAAGAAAGAAGGUCAUGAGAAAAAGCAUUCAGAAAAGCAGCACAGGAGACACUUAAUGGCCACCCCUAGACCUGCACUGAGACCAACCACAGUUGAGGCCUUCACACCUUUAUCAGCUACUCUGCCACAGUCUGUAAGACCAGUUAAGAGUUUAUCUCUUUUGUAUGAAGAAGCUAUCCCCACAAAGACAGACACAUUUUUACACUCUGUAAUAAACCAAAAGGAUUUACAAACCACAAAUGUGCAAGUAUUACCAAAAACACCAGCAUCUCCCAUUUUUCAGGAUGUCCCUUCCGAACUUUUACCUUCCUUGAUGUCAACCUCAAUAGAAUUUAAGGUGGUUUAUAAAACACCUCCAAUAUCAGAACUACUGCAAACUCAGGUGCCACAAGAUAUGUACUCUACAUUAAUGAAGUCUGAACCAAACUGUAAUUCUACCCAAUGUGAUUUAAUCUUUUCUGUGCCAUUCACUAAAACCCAGCUGUCAAGCUCUCUACAUAGCAUACUGGACGCUAGUAUUUCAACACAAGUAACUCCUUCUGGCAAAGGAUUGUCUCUAGAACAUAUCUCAAGAGAAACAACAGAUCUAGAUUAUAGGGAUCUGUACAGACAACAAACAACAUCUCAUUUUCUGUCUGAAGAUACAGUAUUUAAAGUAAAGUUUCCUCUGCCUUCCGUACCAUCAUUGGUAGAUCUGAGAGCAUCAUCUGGAUUUCCAUGUCCCAGUACUGUCAUGUCUUUGUUCUUAUCAGAUGGUAGCUAUGAUAAUCAAGGUUUGCUUACCAACUACAAAUAUGCCAGAGUGUCAUUUUUGUCUUCUCCGCUUAUUACAAUGCAGACUGAAGUACCCAGCUGGAAUACGGGCUUCAGCUUGUUUGGUAUUACAUCAGUGUUUGAAACUACAGUGGUAAGCACUGCUUCUGCACUCAAGCUUGACCCAAGCCCAACUGCUCAGGUGUAUUACAGUGGCAAGAUUCAAACCCUGGCAAUGUAUAGUUCCCAGGAAUUCAACACCUCACAGUUUGCCAAUUUCCUAGAAUUUGGAUUAUUGUCUAGAACAAGUAGCCUCCUGGCAAUGUUUACUUCCCUGACAUUAGCACCACCGAUGGAACUGACAGUAUCAUUUGGACUCAGUAACAUAUUCCCAACAGAAGCGUUAUUGUCUAAUGGCAGACAAGGUAGAACAGAGGUAACUGGGAUCUAUGAACAUGCACCAGAGUCCUUUAUGAUGGCUUCACAAACAAAGACACAGUUAAUUGCAAAAUACAAAAUGUCAGCUAUUACUUCAGUUCACAUGGACACUCCUCUGCAGAAACAACAACCACAUUUCUUUUAUGUUACAGGAUCCAAUAGUACUCAUCUAAGCAGCAAAUUCCUAGGGAAAGAAGAGGCAUUUUGGGGAAUGAAGCAGAUAUCUGAGUGGCACUCUUACAAAACAUCAGUGCUUGCCUGGCCUACAGAAUUUGCUAGCACUCCCAUCUUAGAUUUAUCUGUGAAUGAAUAUGGCUUUUAUAAUGGCAGUGUUGUUAGAACUCUUGUGGUGCAUCCUGAGACUUUACAACUGGACAUGAGUACUUUAUGCUUGGAGAGCUCAUUUGGAACCAAAGGAAAUGUCCAAAUGACCAGGGAAUCUCUCACAAAACCAGUCGAAGAAUCAACUGUUCUCUCCAAUAAAGAAAUACAUGCACAGACUGGAUUCUAUAUUUCCACAUUGUACCAAGGGGCACAAGAUACAGUCACCUCAAUGCUUACUUCAGAACGAUCUCCACAAGGUAUAGGAGCAACAUGGACACCUUUAUUUUCUGUAUCACAGAUCAUGCCAAUAGGUCAAACAAACAACUCCCCAAGAAUUGUGAAUGCCAUUAAAUGGAUAACUGCAACAAUUGGAUACAAGUUCAGUUUUUCAGUACCACACAAUACGUUUUAUGAUCAGGAGGAUGGAAAUACAACCCAGCUCACCCUUGGACUAAAACCAGCUGAUGGUUCCCCAACAGGUCGGGAAAGCUGGCUGCAGUUUAAUUCAAGUUGUCAAACUAUGUAUGGCUAUCCGCUUGAAAAUGACUUUCAGUAUUCGCCUCAGGAAUUUUUACUCUUUGCCACCGAUUCAGGGGGACUCAGGACUUCAGAUACUCUCAUAAUAGAAAUGCUUAGGCCCCCCACGAACCCAUGUCAUAGUUAUACUUUGAGAACAAAAAACAGCUACCAUUCAUUCCUGAGAAACAGAGAAAAGGUGAAUUUGUUUUUUGAGAAACUUUCCAAUUAUUUGAUUGUUGGGAAUCCUGGAAACAUGGUGCUUCUGCACCUCAAACCAGGGUCCACUGCGAUCACCUGGUACAGUAAGUCUUUUUGCACAAUGACCACUGGAUGUGCAAGAGAUGAAAUCCAGGAUGUUCUAACCAAACUGGGAGCACCCAGUAGAAAUGUUAAUUCAAAUUUUGUUGAGGCAAUGCUGCCAGACUACAAAAUUUAUCAAAUUGAAGAUGUCAAAUACAGAGGAAUCUGCUUAUCUCCAGCAAAGCUACUGAACGAAUCUCUAAUGUCCAAUAGGACCUUAACUAUGUUUAAGGAUGACUGUUCCUGGAUAGGAAAUGUCUUCUCUGUUUUACUCAUUGGCAUAUCUACUACAGUUAUUGUGAUUCUGAUAGUUACCCUCCACUUCUGUAAGUAUCAGAAGAGAACUGUUGUCGGAUCACAAUCAUCAUCGGUUAAUGAAAGGCCCUUCUUUACCUACAUUGAUUUGGAAAUGGAUAUGCUGAGAUCUCGAAAGUCACCUGUGCUUGAACAAGAGGUUACACCAUCAGCUAAGCUGUGGUUAUCUGUGCCAGCGCCUUCCCAACAGCAUGUCUGCAGAGCAAACACAACUCUUGCUGCCUCAGGUUUACCUCCACCUCCAAAAUAUAGACUUCCCCCAUCUUAUGUAACGGAAGGACCUAGCCAGAAUCAUCAUGACCAUAGUCACAGAAAAUAUUAUCCCAAAGCUAGAUUAUACUGAGAAAUCAGGAAGAUGUAUAUUUUGGUUUCAUCUUUACUUUGACACAAGAGGUACUUUCAAAAAAAGUUAACAAUCAUAAUGAUGAAUAUGGAUACCCCAGUAAUGUUACCCCUCUGUAUCGACACAUUCUACAUCCAUGGAUUUAACCAUCCAUGGUUUGAAAAUAACUCCCCACCCCCCAAAAAAAAUCCAGAAAGCAAAUCUUCAUUUUGCCAUUUUAUACAAGAGAUACCACUGUAUAUAAUGGGACUUGAUCAUCCACGGAUUUUGGUAUCCAUGGGGGUUCCUGGAACCAACUCCUCUGCAGAUACCAAGAGCAAAUUGUAAUUAUUCAUGAUGACGUAAUGCACAGCAGCAUAGUUCAUCAGAUGUCAAGUAAAACAGUUUCAGAUUUAAAAAAUUCUACUCCAUGAAGCAUUGUUUGUCAUACAUGCAUACAUUUGCCAUGUGCACUGAAAAACUCCAGCUGUAUUAAAGGUAAGGAUAAUGACAUACACCAUGAUUUCCACCCCUGUCGUCACAUAAGUUUUGGGACAAUAAAUCAUGAUUCUAAAAUGUGUUUCAGAUGUUUUGAUUAAUAUUAUGUUCCCAACAGGUUCUGUUGAAAGUUAUUGGCAGAAUACCCAACCUUUAUUAACUACAGUCAGCAGAUCCUUUUAAAUCCCAUGUUACGAGUGUGGUGUGGUUGCUCCUGCACCAUCACUUCAUCUCAUGCUAAUCUGUUAAUUCAAGAAUGUAAAAAAUAUGUCACAAGACAACUGUAUUCAUAUUGCAUUCUCUGAUCCAGCUUCUCCAUUUUAGCUGCUUCUUAACUGUGAUCUCUCCAUGUUGUUCAAAGCACGGGGGUACGUGUGUGCGAGAACCACAGCCAAUUUCCUAAGAACCACCUUUGAAAAUAUAAAGUGUAACACUACAAGGCUUUCUACUGUAAUGAAUUGCUUCCUCUGACUUGCACGCAUUCAGAAAAAGUUUCUAACCAGUAACUUUCCUUUUAAGGGCAGUUUG
Sceloporus undulatus (fence lizard) is the source of this 5695-nucleotide messenger RNA. RefSeq names its product dystroglycan-like. Gene Ontology annotation, biological process: axon guidance; muscle attachment; nerve development. Lineage: Eukaryota; Metazoa; Chordata; Lepidosauria; Squamata; Phrynosomatidae. Gene Ontology annotation, molecular function: laminin binding; calcium ion binding. The transcript is spliced from 6 exons. Gene Ontology annotation, cellular component: sarcolemma; dystroglycan complex. Bases 818 to 4690 code for a protein of 1290 amino acids. The record is from RefSeq and is a predicted model, not a curated record.